Molecule: messenger RNA, 501 nt
Organism: Symbiodinium pilosum
Lineage: Eukaryota; Dinophyceae; Suessiales; Symbiodiniaceae
Source: the annotation of a GenBank genome assembly
GUCAUGAAAGUCCUGUGCCUGUUUUUGCAGUUUGCCGCCGCUUCCGCGUCGCGCGACUGGCUGGGCCCGUUCCAGCGGCUGCAGGUAAGCUCUCCAAUGGUCGUUCACGUCAUUACCGACCCUUCGCGACAGAAGGCUGAUCUCAACAUUGCGGCGGACUCCAUGGGCUUGGGAUGGACAGUGCAGUCCGAGGUCCAACCAAUGACUUUCGGUUCCACACUCUUGCUGGGAAUGGACCAGCGAGCCGCCAGGCAAGAUUUCGCUUGGCCGGAAGGCGGCCAGAUCGCUACGCUCAGAGUGCCUAAGUGGCUCGAGGCCGUUUCGGCCACAGGUGGUGCCAAGGUCUUGGUGGAUAGCGUUAUUGGAGAUCUAUCCGCAGAUGGCAAGAGCAACCUCACGGUGCAGCGCCUGCGGUCCCCUCAGAACAGGUCGCAUCUCUUCCUUGCGGACGAUGCCAACAUCACUGUGCAGUCAGGCGUCAUUGGGGAUGCCUUUGUGCAG